This is a messenger RNA of Caenorhabditis briggsae, 414 nucleotides long. Lineage: Eukaryota; Metazoa; Nematoda; Chromadorea; Rhabditida; Rhabditidae. The record is from RefSeq and is a predicted model, not a curated record. Gene Ontology annotation, molecular function: copper ion transmembrane transporter activity. Gene Ontology annotation, biological process: copper ion transmembrane transport. The transcript is spliced from 3 exons. Bases 1 to 414 code for a protein of 137 amino acids. Gene Ontology annotation, cellular component: membrane.
AUGAAUCAUCACAUAUCAAAUGAUAUGGAUAUGGACAUGAAUAAGGGACCAUUCAUGUGGAUGUGGUUCCAUACAAAACCUCAGGAUACUGUAUUAUUUUCCACGUGGAAUAUCACCAGUGCUGGAACAAUGGUCUGGGCGUGUAUACUGGUAGCGAUUGCUGGGGUAGUUCUGGAAUUGAUCAAAUUUACAAGAAGAUUGAUUCAAAAGAGGCAACCGGCGAGUAAAAAGGCGAGCUAUCUCUCCCGCCUGUUCUCUACAAUGCACUUUGUCCAAACGUUCCUAUUUUUCGUUCAACUUGGCUUCAGCUACUGUCUUAUGCUCAUUUUCAUGACAUUCUCCAUUUGGUUGGGAUUGGCGGUCGUUUUUGGAUUGGCUAUUGGAUUUUUGAUUUUUGGCGGGAAAAGUGAAUAG